Molecule: messenger RNA, 8601 nt
Organism: Entrophospora candida
Lineage: Eukaryota; Fungi; Glomeromycota; Glomeromycetes; Entrophosporales; Entrophosporaceae
Source: the annotation of a GenBank genome assembly
AUGUCAAAAAAAUCUAUCGGAAUAACUUUCAAACCUCGAGAGCCGUACACUAAUAGAAUCAAAAGAAUUCUUGAAGACUAUCCAGAUGGUUCUCAAAUUCUCAGGGAAAUUCUCCAGAAUUCUGAUGAUGCUAAAAGCACCGAACAAAUAUUUAUUCUCGACCAUAAUGAUUAUCCGUCGACUCAAUUAUUCGAGCCUUUAUUGUCUAACUGUAAAACAAAAAAUUUAAAACUUGAACGUUAUCAAGGACCUGCUUUGCUAUCAAGAAAUAAUACUAUUUUUGAUGAAAGAGAUUUUUCCUCUUUAUUGAAGUUGGCUGAUAGUGAAAAGCGUGAUCAAUUUGACAAAAUUGGAGUUAUGGGUGUUGGCUUCAAUUCAAUUUAUCAUAUAACCGAUUCUCCUUCAUUUAUUACUAAUAGGAAUUAUGUGAUUCUUGAUCCACAUGAAUAUUAUUUCGAAGGCGGGCGUUCUUUUGAUUUCGUUGAAGACGAUUUACAAAAUUCUUAUAAAGAUCAAUUUUUGCCAUUCUCAAAGCCCUUUGGCAACAUUGAAUUCAACAAACCAUUCAAUGGAACAAUUUUUCGUUAUCCACUAAGAACUGAGCAAGAUUCUAUUGAUUCUAAUAUUUCUAAUAUAAGUUAUAGUCCAAGUAAAAUAUUGGAAAUGUUUGAAAAUUUUUAUCAAAAAGAAAGUAUCAGUUGUUUACUUUUCUUGAAAUACAUCGAAACAAUUUCUUUCUAUGAAUUUAAAAAAGGCGCCAUGGAACCUGAUUUGUUAUACCAGAUUGAAUUAAAAAAUGCUGAUAAAGUUAAAAGUCGACGUCGAUUAGUUGUCGAGCAAAUUGUCAAUCAAAUGAAAAUUUUUCAAGAUCAAAGAGUUGACACCAGUAUUUCUAAACCAGCAUACAUUGCCGAAUUUAGUAAAUGUGUUAACGAAAAGGAUAGCAAGCCAGAAAUUCAAAAAUGGUUGAUUCUAAAUUACUUGGAUAAUCUUAAUAAAGCAGAAAAAUAUUUCAUAAAGCAAUUUCAAAGAAGCAUUGGAGAAUACAAAUUUGUUCCAAAUGUCGGAUUAGCUGUUUGUUUAGAUGAUCAGCAAGCAAUUGGUCGAUUAUUUUGUUUUCUGCCACUCCCUAUUGAAAUGCCUUUUAGAGUUUCUGUUCAUGGAUAUUUUGCGGUUAGCACAAAUCGCCGUUCUUUACCUGCUGAUAAUGAAGAUCUGGCUGUAGGUUCAUUGGCUCGUCUUAAAGUUGGUUGGAAUCAAUAUUUGUUUAACCAAGUGUUACCAUCUGCAUGGGUAGAAUUGUUACAUCAACUAUGUUCUUCUCAUGUGAUCUACAACAAUUCCAAAGAAUUUUAUUCACUUUGGCCAUUAUUUUCAUCAAAAAGAUCCAGUGUCAAUAAAUUUUGUAAAGAUAUUUUAUUAAAUGUUGUGGAAAAUAUUAAAGUUGAAGACAAAGUUUUUUUUAAUGAAUCACAAACACAGGAUCAAAGAAUAUUCAAAAUUUUGGCAGAUUUAGGAUUCCCUGUGAUCGAAGUUCCUAGUGAAAUAUUAAUUGUGUUGAAGGAAUCUAAAAAAAAUGGGUCUUCAAUUAAAUUCUAUUCACCCAGAAUUGUAAAAAUGUUUUUCUAUGAAAGGAAAUAUCUGCUGGAAAAUAUUCCAAGAGAUAAAAUUCUCAUCAUAUUUAAUUAUAUUUUGGGUGAUGAUAAAUCAGAUUAUUUAGAUGGAUUAAAAAUGAUUCCAUUAUCUGAUGGAUCAUUAGGCACAAUUUCAACAGCAUCAUCAAACGAAGGAGAGGAUGAGGAUUAUUAUUAUAUUGGUCCUGACAAUAAUCAAGUAAUGCUUGAAUAUGAUGAGAGAAAGAUUUUUAAAAACUGUUUAGCAAAAUUCGUUGAUAAAGAAAUUUCAUCAAAUUUAUGGAAUAAAUUGUACAACAAUGCAAAAGCGAAUCGUCAUGGAAUCAGCAACAUUAAAAUUUUGAAUGAAAGCGUAGUUGCUAAAAUGAUCAAGUCAAACCUGGCUAAUUCGGUUAAUUAUAAUGAAAAAUACGAUGAGAUAAAAAUGCAUAAAAAUCAACGCGAAUGGAUUUAUCAGUUAUGGGAUAAUUUAUUGUGCAGAAAAAUGUUUGAAUUUAAACAUUUUGAGAAUCUUCAUAUUUUACCAACUAAUGAUGAUAAUGUUAAUAUUACUUUGAGGAGAUUAAAAACUAUUCAAAAAUGUUUUUGUUAUAGUGAUAAGAAAAGCAACUCUUCAUCUGAAGAAAUAGUUACCAUUCUUAAAUCUUUUGGACUUGUUUUUGUUGAAAAAGAAUUUAAUGAAAAUUUUGCACCAAAAGAAACCAGAUUAGAAAAUUAUGUAUUCAACAUCACAGAUGCAGUAGCAGUGUUAAAGUCAUUGAAAUCCAAUAAACAAUAUCCAAACAAUUUAUUACCGCAUCAAUUAAAUAAACAAAAUUCUCUUUUAUUUUCAAAUUAUUUAGCAAAAUAUUUGAAAAAAUAUACCGAACUAGAUCAGUUAUUGCUAGAACCUAAAAAUAUUAUCGAAGUUUUAAGAUAUCUUCCUAUAUAUAGCGAGGUAGAUGAAAAUGACAAAUUGAUUAAUUUGGUUGUAACUAACAAAAAAUGGUUUCUUCUACCAACAGAAGAUGAACAAUCUUAUGGAAAAAUUAUUGUGCCAAAAAAUAAAGAUGGAUUUUUACAUGUUGGAACUGAUAGUAGUGACAGUUACAGAUAUCUGCUUGAAGAUGUAAUCAAAAUCCCACGUCUACAACAUGUAAGAUAUUGGAAGGAAUUUGUUUUACCAUAUUUGGAAAAACGUAAUUUUGAUGAAAUUAAAGUAGUUAUCGAAAAACUUUUUCAAGUAUCACCUGUACUUAUGAGAAAUGAUAAUGAGUUUAAAGAGAAAUUGGCAGAGACUAAAUUUGUACCUAGUGGAACAAUGUUGAUGGUGCAAGGAAAAACAGAAGUUGAUGAUAAAAUUGUAUUAUCCAAACCGAAGGAACUUUAUGAUCCAGAGCUUCUAGAAUUCUUCUUUGAAAAUGAAAAAAUGUUCCCUAUUAAUGAUUUCGUUGCACCAUCAAAUAAUAACAACAACAAUAGCUAUCAUAAAAAAACUGCUCAAUUAAGUAAUGGUUUUCUUUAUGAAUUGGGAUUAAAACGUUCAUUUUCAAGUAAUGACAUAUCUGAUCGAAUAAAAUCUUACUGUGAUCAUAGAAAAAAUGCUGAUAAUGAGAAAUUGGAAAUUAUACACAAAAAAUCUUUAAAUUUUCUGAAAUAUAUUGACAGUACAUGGGAAAAAAAAAAGAUUUAUGAAUAUAAAAGCGGACCUGAAAAGUCACUUCUUAGUAAUAUUGCAGAACUUGAAUGGAUUCCUACAAUUGAUUGUAAUGGAGGAAAAAAAUUUUCAAGAGCUAAAGGUUGUCGACCACUUAAUGACAAAAAAUUAGUUGGACUUGUAAUGCCAAUUGUUGAAUGCAGUCUUGAAAAUAAAUUACUAAAAGAAAUUUUUGGCUGGAAUAAUUAUGUUCCUGUUGAAGCUGUGAUCAAGCAAAUGCAGGCUUGUACAACAUUAGCACCAGAAAAUAAAUUUUAUCGUCAUAGAUCAGGAGUUUGUAAGAGUAUUUAUAAAUAUAUCGAUGCUGCAAGGAAGGGAGCUGAUCAACAAUCUCAGAAGGAACUAUGGAUGCUUAAAAAUGAGUUUAAGGGAAGACAUUGGAUUUUUUGGGAAGAUCGAUUCUACAGACCAGACCAAGUAAUCUUGAAUUUGCCAAAAAAAUUACAAAAUCGUGAUUCUCUAAUUAUUCAACUUCCAGUGGAGUAUAAGCGUGAGUUUGAAGAAAUGUUUAGAGAAAUGGGUAUUCGUGAAAACGUUGGAAUUUCUGACUUUAUUAAUGCUAUAAAAAGCAUUAAUAAAGAAAUUAACAAUGGUCCAUUAUCUCCAACUCUGCUUGAUAAUGUGAUGGAAUUGCUUGAGCAAAUAUCUGCUUUAUUGUCAAGUGAUAGUAGAUACAAAUCAAAUAUGGAUAUAAGUUUAUUAGAUGGUUUAUUGAUUCCAAAUACAAAUACCGAGCCUAAACUCGUUGAUAUCAAUGUCAUUCAGUUUUAUAAUAUGCCUGAAGCUGAUAAAGACAAUGAUAAAUUUGCACAUCCAAGAAUCUCAUUAGAUAUGGCAAAAAAAUUAAGACUAAAAAUGCUCAAUGAAACUUUCAUCGAAUCAAUCAACGUUCCUUUUGAAUUCGAAGCAUUCGAACAAAGCGAGCCUUUAACAGUUAGAUUAAAAAAUAUUAUUGAAGUCACAACUGAAUUUUGUAUUUUUGUGGAUGAUCGUGAUUUCAGGUCAAGGAAUCCUGGAAACAAUUCAAAACUACUAUCGCCAGAAAUGCACGAUUGGCAGGGUCCUGCUCUUUGGAUUUAUAAUAAUGCGAAAUUUACUAAAGAAGAUUUUCAAUCAUUUUUAAAACUUGGUGUUGGUGGUAAAAAAAAGGAUUAUAGUAAAAUAGGACGAUUUGGUCUUGGAUUCAAUUGUGCAUAUCAUAUUACAGAUUGUCCAAGUUUCGUUAGUGGUGAACAUAUCGCCUUUUUAGAUCCACAUACUAAAUUCCUACCAGCUAUAGGCCAUCCACCAAUACGUCGGCGUGGAAAUAUAUUAAAAUUUCUUGAAAAAAGCUUCGACAUUCAUUUCCAAGAUCAAGUACGACCAUACAAAGGAAUUAAAAAUUGUGAUUUUACAAAAGAAUUUGAUGGAACUUUGUUCAGACUCCCGUUUAGAACACAAAUAUUAGCCGAUAUGAGUGAAAUAUCAAAUAAAGUAGAAAGACCUGAUUCAAUAGUUGAAUUAUUAUCUAAAAUUGAAGGAAGCCGAGAAAUGAUUUUUUUAAAAAACAUUAAAUCUUUUAGUGUGCAUAGAAUUACAGACGAUGAUGACGAUGUUGAUAAUCCAAUUUUAAUCUGGAAAGCAAAUAUGCGUCUUCCCGGUGAUUUAGGAUCUAUUCGAAGUACCUUUAACAAUAUUAAUCAUGCAAGACCUUUUGAACUAUGUAUAGAAAUAGAGAGUAAUGUUUACAAAUGUGAAAAUACUGUGACAAGUUCUGAAAAAUGGUUAAUUUGCAAUGGUGAAGAAUCAGAAACAUUGGAUAGGGAUUUACAAAAUCUUUUGAUUAGUGAAGGUUUGAAACCUAGAGGUGGUGUUGCAAUGUUUUUAGCUCAAGCAGACAAGCCAUUAGAUAAAAUUCAUAAUGGUAUUCAUUUGGAACCACCGAAUCUCAAAGGAGAUAUUUACGUAUAUUUGCCACUUCCAAUUAAGACAAAUUUGAAUGUACACUUAAAUGGUGAAUUUUUAGUGACUAAUGAUCGAAGUAGUGUUCUACAAUUAGAUAAUAAAUCGACACAGUCGGGAGAUACUCAAGGAAUAAUUCUUAAGUGGAAUCAAUAUAUUUUACAAAAAAUAUUGCCUACUUUACAUGUUAAAUUAUUGGAAUAUAUUGCAAAAGAAGAUCAUAAAAGAUUCAAAGAAUUUGAGGAUGAUCCAAAUAAUUUUGAUGCCUAUACUACCACACAUUUUUGGCCUGUUAUUAAUAAUGAUGUUAAUUUUAGAAUUGACACAAUAUACAAACAAUAUGGUUUAAAAGUAUUACGAAAAUUAAUUGAAAAAAAGAGUAAAAUUUUUUGGACAGAAGCAAAUGGUGGCGAAUUUGUCAGUGCUGCAGAUGCAUUACUUUUCGACGAUAAAGAAGAUAUUGAUAUACAUCUUUUUACACAAAUAGGAAUUCCAAUUGUUAAAUUGGAAGAGAAAAAGUUGAAAAAUUUUGAAACGAGAUUUGGAAUGAUUAAUCACCAGCUUUUUGACGCAGAUAUGGUUUGCGAUUCAUUAAAACAAGUGGACAAAGAUCUAUUAAAUCAUCAACAGAUAUUCAAAUUUUUAAAUUUCAUCCUUAUUACGAAGGAAAAAUCAUAUGAAAAAUUAUUGAAAUUACCUUUGGUUCCGUUAUGUAAUGACGAUGUGGGCUACUUUGGAGAAAGUUCAUAUUUUAUCGAUCAAAAUGAAGAAUGUAAAUAUUUAUUCCCAAAAUCGUAUUCCAAUUCAAAAUUCAUUUGUAGUAACUUACCAAGUAAACUCAAAAAGAUUUUUCGUGAAGCGGAAUUCUCAAAAACAUUGAAAAUUAAUGAAGUAGAUGCAAAUGCGAUUUUAGAUCUUAUAGGCCAUGAAUUACCUGGUGUAGAUUUUCACUGGGAUCCAGAAUCUAGUUCCAUACCAAAUCGUAAAUGGCUUGACUGUAUAUGGAAAAAAUUAAUGUCUGCCGAUUAUGAUUAUUCAAAAUUGAAAUCAUAUCCUCUACUCGCAAUGACCCAUCCAAGUCAUCAACUUGUCUUACCAAAUCCUACAUGUCCAUUAUUAUUAAUAGAUAGUGAAGAAGAUUUGGUCUUUAAAGUUCUGACGAAAUUAAAAGUUCGUUUUACUGAUAUGAUUUUCCCUAAAAUUGCAAAUCCACAUCUUCAACAGUUCAUUGUUGAAUGGAGCUUUACAAAUGUUCUUAAAGCGAUUGAAAAUGUAGCCAAUAUAUCCCAUUUAGGAAUUAAAGGAUUAUUUACACAAGCUGAUUUGACUGACAAAGACAUAGAAGUGAUAAGAUUAUUUGUCAAAAAACAUUUUAAUUUAUUUGGAAGAUCAACAAAAAAAGAAAGAGUUAAACCUAUUCUUAACAAAUUGCGAAUUUGGCCUGUGCAUUCAUCAACUCGACGUGAUUAUGUUGCAGCUGUAGAUGGUUUAUUAUUACCAAAAACUCUUCAAAAAGUUUCUUUCCAGGUUGACACUAAUUAUUUUUUGACAGAAAGUGACCAUGAAUAUAGCAUUUUAGUUGAAUUGGGUGCCAAUACUGUUGAUUCCUACACUGUUUUGACACGAGAUUUAUUGCCGUACAUUCUAAACACACCAGAUCAAGAUUAUGUUGAAUUUUUAAUAAAUGUUUUAUUGUUAAAUGAACCAAGGAUUGAAUAUUAUUUCAGAUAUCAACAAUCAAGAAUUCCGAACAAGACAUUAUCCGAAUAUCGUAAAGCAAAUGAAUUGUAUGAUGAGAGUGUGCCAUUAUUUAGGUCAAUUUUUAGAGAAUCAAACAGAUUUUUACCUGAUAAAUUGCAAAAUCAUCCAGAAUGUUUGGACGCUUUAAGAAGAAUGGAUUUUAGAAAUAGUGUUAAUGGUGAAUCGUUCGUAGAGUGUGCCGAGGAAAUCGUUAGGCAUAUCCAAUCUGGAGACACUCCAUUUAAUGUUGUUAAACAAAAGGCUAAAGAUCUUUUAGAAUAUUUUUAUCGAUAUCACAAUACAGAUUUACUAAGAUUUACCAGUGGGGAUCAACUCAACCGUUUUUUAAAUAUUAACUUUGUUCCAGUAGCAAAAAACCUAGAUUUCCCAUAUAAGGAAACUAUAAAAAGUGAUAUAUAUUAUGAAUCACUCAAUUCUAUAUGUUUUCAAAGACAUCGUGAUUUAUGUUGGACCCAAGUUUGUCUGAUUGAUCGAAGUAUUGAACCACCGGACUCAUUUUUUAUUGCGGGAUUAGGUUUUCCAAAAUUCCAACAAAUAUUUGACCAUUUAUGCUAUUUAUCAUUAGAAUCACGGAAAGGUAACACAGAUUGGAUACCACAAAAUGCGGAUAAAUAUAUAUUAAAAUCUAUAAAGGAAAUAUAUACCUAUUUAAAUAAUUGUUUAGAAACUAUAAGUGAAGACGAACUUCAAGAAACUUUUCAAACAUAUGAGCCUGUAUUUUUAAAUGGCGAGAAUCCCUUUACAGAUAGUUGGAAAAGUGGUAAUCAACUUGUAUUUGAUAUUCCGGGGGACAUUGAUAACAAUAUAUGCAAAGUUAUGCCAAAUCUGGAACCAUAUAAAAGUUUGUUAAAGGCUUCUGGUGCAAAAGAAUUGAAAGGUAUUAAUUAUAAAGUAAAAGUUGGUGAAUAUUCUCAACGAGAUAAGUUAUUAAAAAGGUUAGAUGAUGGUUUGGCUGGACAUCCGGCUACUCGUCAUCAUGAUGUGAUAUUUAAAGUUGGAGAUGAAGAAGUGGAAGAAAUUGGUGCAAAUAGAUAUGUUUUAUCUGAAGAAUCAAUCGAAUUCCAAAAGGUUUAUGUUGAAUUGACGGAUAUAAAACCUGAAGGGUUUAAAAUACUUUUAAGAUGGCUGUAUGGGCAAUCACUAGAUGAAUUGAUCAACGAGCUUGCGAAAAAAAAGGCAGAAGUUGAUGAUUAUGAAAGUUAUUACUUGAAACUAUUACUUGGAAUUUUAAAAUAUUCUGAUAUGUAUGUUAUUGAUGAGUUAAAAGAAAGAUUAGAAGAAAAGAUUUUGAUUAGUCGUUAUAUUGGGCCCGAUAAUGUUAUAGAAGUCAAGGAAUGGGCAGAGGAUAGCAGGGCAAAUCAAUUGGUUGAACGAUGCAAUCAAUAUAUUGAGGACAAUGAAGAGUUGAUAACGAUGCAAAGAAACAAUGAUAUUGGACAUGCCGGUGAAAAGACGCGGCAAGAAAAAGGAGAGGUAUUAUUUGAAAAUACGCGACAAGACAAAGGAGAAGUAUUAUUUGAAAACAAGCGACAAGAGAAAGGAGGAAAAGUUUUUGAUUAUUUUUUUUAA